AUUCGAAACGAAAAACAUGGAUUUCCCACAACAAAUGGAAGAUCAUGAAAUGGUACAAUAAUUGGCACAAAUUGGAUAACAGUUUUCCUAAACUCGAAAUAUUAAAAAAAAAAUCCUUUCUACAAAUCCUUGCAUAUAAAGUGGAUAUACCUACAAAAUAUUCAAACGUGUAUACAUUAUUCAUAUAUGUACAUACCUAUUUUUAACUACGUAUAGAAAUAUUAGUGGAGCGUCCUCCAUCAUCUUUCGAUGUCAUAAUGGAAUCGCCUUUGUGUACUGUCAACACUUUCGAUCGAAAGGGACAAGCUAACAAAACAGGCAACAAGUUUGAAGCCACUUCGACGUUGGACAAAAUGAAUUCAAGUAUGAAUAGCACAUUGGAGGACACGACGCCCAGUGAUUCUGGAGUGCAGAUGAUGGAUUCUGAGUCCAGUGAAUUUAUGGUUGAAUCAAUCACUUCACAGACAGGUUUCGAAUUCGAAGAAUUAAAAGCAUAUAAUGCACAAGAGCGGUCUGGUAGCAAUGAACAGGUUGCUGUUGUGGCAGCGCCGCCACCUCCGAUCGAAGAACGUCAUUUCGUUAGUGCAGCAUUCGAAGAGAUUUUAGCUGGCGUGGACACUAAUUCGAAUGUAACCAUCAUAAAUACGACAAACGAUAACACCACAACUAACAUCCCCGUCGAAGAUGCAAUGACCACAAGCACCUGCUCUACAUUCGAUACCACAGAAAAUAUUGUAUAUCGACGUAAAGCGCGCAAAGCAACCGUUACACCCAAGGCGCCCAAAAAGCGCGUAUCCUUCCACGAAGAUAUACUCAAGAAUACUCGCACCGACAACAUACACAUUGAGCAUGGCUUCAUUACCUACAAAUCGGGCCGAAAAGCACUUCAGCACGUUGGCGUUGCAGGACGGUAUUCAUGGUGCUCAGAAGGUGAUGGUGGCGCUGCCGGCGGCGCAGCAACACAUACAGAGCUUUGUGCGCAUGCGCACGAAGAUGAAGCGGAACAAAAUAGUCGCGAGCAAAGGCGGCGAUGUGUGGUGUAUCGCAACGCUUGUUCUGACGUGCUUGACUAUGGAAAUUCUGAUGUUUACGAUAUGGAGGAACAAAAAGCAUUACAAUAUGAUAAUUCAGGUGUCUUUGAGUAUGUACCAAAAGAGCGUAGCGGUGUAACAGAUGGUGUUGGUGUGGGUAAUGGUGCUGAUGGGCAACAGGUGUUGUAUCGGUGCUCAUGCUCUAGUUCGAAUUCCAGCUUAGACUCAGAUGAAAAUGACAAAAACUCAAACAGACAGCAGUAUGGGCAAGCGAAGAGCAAUUCAUGCGAUUGCAUUGGCAUGAGCAAUGCCAACAAUAAUAUAAUUGGCGAUAACUGUUACUUCUCUGAGCCAAAUAUCGACAAUUUAAAUGAGAAUAAUCAGAAAAAGUCUGUGUGGAACAAGGAGAAGAAACCAAAGUCUAGUUGUUUGAAGAAACCUAAGCGAAAUACCAGCAUCAUCUACGAGCAGGAUCUGAGCACACGAGUCAAAAAAUUCAACGUACAUGACAUGAAUCAACUAAUCGACAAUAGCAGCAAAAUGAUAAUUGGCUCGUUGAAGAGCAUCUUCACUAUGCCCCUACCAGAACGUGGUGUACCCGAAGGCUCGGAAGAUCUGCAAUCAGUUGCCGAGUGUAUACCAGAGUUGGAGCAACAAACCCCCGAGCACAAAUCAUCCAAACUAGCGGAUGAGCAAUUUGUUUCACCUCCCUCACCACCACUCAAACAAAAACCCUUCUUAAGCAAAAGUCUUGAUGGCUCCAAAAAGUCUCAAGGUGUUAAAAAGUUUGUGCACAAUGUUGACGAGCAAUUGCGUCGUAAAAACGACGAUGAAAUGUAUGCACCUACACGUCAAAGCAGCUCUGAGAAAACCGCAACAACUGACACGCCUAGUAGAGUUCUGCAAAGACAGGAAGAAAUCGACGCAGAUCAACGCACUGAGCUACUGGAUGUUGUCAUGCAAAACCAACUGAGUGCUAAACUUAAUGAUGCCGUCAUAGCUACGCAACAGCUGCAGCCAGCAGCUGAACAACCGCCACAAUUUCGCAAUAAAUUCAUUGUUAAUUGUGAGAGCACCGUUUUCGAGCACACAGGUGUUUCCUAUUGUUAUGACACAAAUGAAAUGCUUGAUCUUGAUUUGGAUACGGCAGGCAAUACGCCUGGCAGUGUCGCUUCGAGUUUGCUAUUGGAAAAUGAUACACCUAUUGCACAACCGGAGCCGGAUCAGUUGCGUAGUGCCUUUAGCGCUGCACCAAUCGCAAAAACGUUCUCCAACUUCUUUCGCAGUCUCAAUAAAGAUUCAACUACAACACCCAAGGCAAAGAAACCAUCAGCGGCUACCAGCGCUAUUAACGUUGUAGAAAGUCAACAGAGAUCAGGCGUUGAUAUGAAGUUUUCGCCAAAUGCCCACAGCAGCCCUUUUACCGAUACCAGUGAACUUAAGCAAUCAUCCAAGCAUCCAUUACCAAAUACCAUCUCUUCAUCCACAAUAUCCGAGCUAACUAAUACGAGUGCAUCUUCAUUACCGCCGACACAGUCGAAAACGAACAGUGCCUCACUUACUGUUGGUAGUGCAGGCAAUAGCAGCAUUAACAGUCUGGCUAUAGGGCAAGACUUGCGUGGUAACCUCGAAAAGCAGCAGCGUCACUUACCUUCGCCAUUGAAAAAGCGAGCUAGUGGCGGCAACUUGGCCGCACAGCCACAACGUUAUGGCACAAGUCUUGGUAGCGCAAGCAAUACCUCUGCUUGCCCACCCGAACCGUUCUUGCUUAGUCCUGAUCUCUUUAAUGGCGGCAGUACCAUCGGUUUAGCAAAUAUGUCGACGGGUGGCAGUGGUGGUGCGACUGGUGGUUACAUAGGCGUCCGUGGUGGUUGUGGCCGUGAUUCGAAGAGUACUAUACUUAGCGAAGAAUUUGACGAUAUUAUAACCAUUACGACGGAUACGGAUAAAAAUGAAAGCGAUAUUGUUAUUGUGGAUUAUCCCAGUGAGAUUAGUGAAAGGCAAGCAAUGAGUGACUAUGCAAAUCUCUUGAAGCCACCACAGCCAAACAAUGCAAAGACAUCGUUGAUUAAUCGCUUUUUGCGCAAUGUCACACAGAAAAAGAUUCUCGAAUCUUCGAUACGCAAAAAUAAUUUCUUUGCAGGUAAACUGCGUAGUGAGCAGCGACUCUUCUCUGGCAAUUUAUAUGUGCCAGGUGUGAAGCCAAAGAACUAUGAACUCAUUGACGAUUUGAAUGCCGAAAUAGCAAUGGAGAUUGAAAUGUCGGGCGCUAAUUCGCCGCGACGUGAAUUGGCACAGAUUGACGAUAUACCAGGUGAUGCGUCGCGUUUUGAGCUUGGCAUUGGUGAAAUAUCUAUUGAUAUUUUUAAUGGCAGCUAUUUGCAUAUACUGCGCGAUCCUACAGAGCAGCUUAUGAAGGUCUUCAAAUUGUAUACCGGCUACAGCCGAGAAGGUUACAUGACGCCUGUAUUGGUCUUUCUUACCGAUCGCAAAUUAUACGUUACGGAUUUGGUGCGAAAUCGUUUAUGCUCUAAGUUCGUGCUCUCCUACGCUGAGCUGGAUGUGAUACUUAUGGGUCCCUUCGGCAACACGGUUUUACUCAGCAAUAGCACACGUGACAUGCAACAGGUAUUACUUGCUGGUGGGCCUUAUCCCGCUGACGGUUUGGUUGCUAAUUUGGAAAUGUGUGCUCGGCGUAGUGGCUCUUCCUUGCCCGCUGUUGGUCAGCUGUCGUUUGCUCACCUCGCGCCCUUGCAAGAAUUCGUACGCGAAAAUUCAUCGGUAGGUGCUGAAGACACUUGGAUGUAUUAUGCGGUGGUGAAUGUGCCAGCUGGCUUUUUGGGUAGCGAACAAGAGCCUUUGGGACCGCAUGUAAAGGGUUUUCUUAUGCAUCGACGUAUCAAAGAGCACCAGUCCAAUUACAGCGGCAGCAAGCACAUUUGGAAUCCCGGUUAUUUCUUGUUGAAAGCUGGUGUGUUGUAUAUGUUCAAUGACUCUACUCAAAAAAUACCCAGUUGGGCUAUGGCGCUUGCCGAAUGCCAGGGUGCGCGUCGCGCCGUCAAAGCAGGACGUCCACAUUGUUUCGAAAUUAUUUUGAAAGGUCAACUAUUGCAGUUAGCGGCACCUGAUGAGUAUGUGGCCUCCGAGUGGCUGCAAGCGCUACUGCAGACUGCGAGUGGUCUAUUUGAAAUGCAGGAGAAGCAUAAGACACUUGGUUGCACGCUGAUAGUUACACAAAAUCAUUUGAUCACUUUACGUGAAGAUUUUUCAUCGCCACUGAAGCAAAUUAAAGCUGAUACUGAAAAGACGCCAAAUGCCUUUGCAGAUGUUGGUAAAGACUUUAAUAUUGGUAUUAAUGAUGAAUGCAGUCUAACAGCAGGCGAUACAGGAAGUUUGCUAAGUUCCGCAAUGAGCACACCAACGCGUUUUGCACAACGCUCCUGUUCAUCUAUGAAUUCUACACCCACUAAACUCUCACAGCUCUCGCAAUCCACAACCACAGGUGGUGGCAAUACCACACAUUCAACCUCUACCAAUGCCACCACCACGAACGCAACCUCAAUGGGCACCACUACCAACAUCACCAACUAUUCGCGACAAAUACAAACAGAAUGCGCCGCUAAGGUGGCCGAUGAGCGUUACUCGAAUAUGUAUAGCGUUUAUGGCAAAGAUUCGGGACUCGAGAUACUCACUUGCGCGGAUAUAAAAGAAAUGACUGGCAUUAAGAUACCAUCGCACAAUGACACAUGGUGGUGUGUUUUGGAAUUUUCUUGUCAGGAGGUGCGCGAAAGCACCGACGAUUUGGUGAUCUUCUUUGCGAGCAGCUCCGAAAUGCAACGCUUUCUGCGGCUACUUGAACAAUUGUGGCAGGCAAAGAACAAUGAUUUAUUCCCUAUAACUGUGUUGGAUGAGGAGGACUUGAUAGCUGAGCAAUGCACUAUGCUUUAUAUGGAUAUAAACAGAGCGUGGGAGCCACUUUUAUCCGCCGCUAUGGGCUAUCCAUUGUGAGCCGUUUAAAGGGAGUGUGCAGACAGUUAAUGAAACAAAGGAAAUAACAGUAUAUAAACGUAUUUUUGCAAGUGAAAUAAGAAGAACGAAAAGUGAUGGUGACUAUUAAUUAAGCAUAAAAAGGCUUUCAAACUCUCAAAGCUUAACUUAAACUUAAUUCAUAUAUGAAAUAUUUGAAUGCAUAUUUAACACAUACACACACAUAUUCAUGGAGAGUAACGAAUACAAGAGGAAAGUUGUUUAACAAGCAAAGCAACUAGUUUAAGAGAGAAGAGUUGAAAAUUAUUUAGAUAUGAAAGUAUGUAAAAAUGCUGCUUUUUGUUCGUGAAAAUAUUUAUUUUUUUUAACGUACAUUAUAAAUCAUUGUUUUUUGCAAGGUGCUUAAAAAGUUUUCGUAAGAAAAGCUAUUGAUAUUAUAUUUAUUUACGAAAUGUUUCACUCCUUCGCUCGUUUUGUGCGUAAAUUUUCUCUAAUAUUCUCGCUAAAUUAUUUCUUUACUUAUUUAGCUAGAUUUCUUCCUACAAUUUUUGCAUAUCAUUGCAGCUAAGAUAAUUUGUUCAACUCAAAUAUUCAUUAGUAUUGUUGUAAACAACAAAAAUCACACUUGAAUCAUUUCAUUCAAC
This is a messenger RNA of Anastrepha obliqua, 5662 nucleotides long. RefSeq lists its product as uncharacterized. Gene Ontology annotation, biological process: lysosome localization; regulation of protein localization; Golgi organization. Lineage: Eukaryota; Metazoa; Arthropoda; Insecta; Diptera; Tephritidae. The record is from RefSeq and is a predicted model, not a curated record. The transcript is spliced from 10 exons. Gene Ontology annotation, molecular function: kinesin binding. Gene Ontology annotation, cellular component: endosome membrane. Bases 258 to 5039 code for a protein of 1593 amino acids.